Molecule: messenger RNA, 714 nt
Organism: Moneuplotes crassus
Lineage: Eukaryota; Ciliophora; Spirotrichea; Euplotida; Euplotidae
Source: the annotation of a GenBank genome assembly
UAUAUUUAACAAAUCUUUUACAAAAUGUCCCUUAUCUUUUGGCACGAUCCCAUCUCUGAGCCCUCUAGAACAGUAUACUAUGUUAUUAAGAAGUUAGGCAUUGAGCAUGAGCUCAAGCAAGUUGCUAUUGUAAAAGACACCAGAACUGAGGAGUUCAAGAAGGAUGUAAAUCCUGCUGGACUUAUCCCAGUAAUCAAGCAUGAUGACCAAUUUAUUUAUGAGAGUUCUACUAUCAUCAGAUACUUGCUUGAUGCCUUCGAUCCAGAGGAGGUUUUACUCCCAAGAACAGAUCUCAAGGAGAGAGCCAAGGUAGACUAUUGGCUCUCAUGGAGAAAUACUACCUACAGACCUGCUUCAGAUACUGCUAUCAUGAAGAUGAUUGUGAAUCCAAUGUUCUUGGGAGCUGAUAAGCCAUCUGAGGAAGAAUGUAAGGCUCUUGUCAAGGCGACACAAGACGAACUGGCUGUUAUUGAGGCUGCAGUUACAGAUAAGCCUUAUCUCGCUGGUGAUCAUCUAACCAUUGCUGAUGUGUACCUUUAUAAUGAAAUCCUUGAGGGACAUCACCUCUUUAAACUUGAACUUGAUGGUAAAGUCAAAGAAUGGUUUGAUAGAGUCAACGAAGAUGAAAUAGUCAAAGAAUUGACCGAUGUUCUUCUUGAAAUUCUCGCAAGUAUGUAAGGAUACAUCCAAAGUUUAUCUUCAAUUGGAGCAUUU